Molecule: messenger RNA, 1053 nt
Organism: Lactuca saligna
Lineage: Eukaryota; Viridiplantae; Streptophyta; Magnoliopsida; Asterales; Asteraceae
Source: the annotation of a GenBank genome assembly
AUGGUAACGAGGGACUCAACCGAUGGAAGUGCUAAACAUUUAGAACCUUUAGCGAAUGGCCCCUCGAAGGAUGCGCGGUCUUACAAUGGCUACUUUGUAAAUGGUUAUAAGUUCCACACACAAGAAUAUGGUAAAGGACGUGCAACGAAUAACUAUGGACUAUGCAUGAGGGGGGAGAUGUAUAAUGGCAAAGAGUCAAAGUACUAUGUUAACAAAAAUAAAUUGGUUGAUGUUAACCCUAAGUCUCGUAUUCAAACUAACGACCCUUUUUGUUUGGCAUCACAAGCGGAACAAGUAUUUUAUACGCCAUAUCCUGCAGUGACAAAGGAAACAAAAGAUCUUUGGGCGGUUGUCAAGACAAAGCCAAGAGGGGUAUAUGAAGUCACCAAAGCUGAAAUGGAAGUUGCGCUUGAUGGAAACACAGAAGCAAACGGAUUCUUUCAUCUUGAUGAGCGGUUUGAGUUACCGAAUGAAGUAAAUGUUAGUGAACGUUUGACCCUAGACUCAAAUAGAACUAACUUUAAGCAAAUAUCUUCCGAUGAAAGUGAGGGUUCUGAUGCGGAAAACCUAGAAGAUGAUACAUAUGAAAAGGAUAGAGAUGAACCAGUUUAUUUUGACUACUCUGAUCCAGAUGAGGACGAAUGUGGUUUUGUACCAGGAGCCAGGUCAUCACCUUUGUCUGACCUUAGUGACCUUCCAUGCAAUGGUUUUGUAUCAGGAGCCAGGUCAUCUCCCAGCCCUAAUGGCCUUCCACGCAUCCCUUUGUCGAGUGGCCUUUCACGCACUUCAGUUAGGACGGCAACGCCGAGAUUCUCAGGGAGUAGUAUUGUAUAUGGUUAUGAGAUGACAGGAAAUAAUGAAGAGCCUGCUAAUGAUUUUUUCUAUAAUGGGCCUGGGCAGGAACAUGAGCCUGAGCAUAGGCAUGAGUCUGUGCAUGAGCCUGAGUCACUAAUGAUUCAGACGCCCCAUUAUUCGGGUACACAAGGUGGAUCAAAUGAUGCAUAUUCGAAUGGUUCUCGUAGGCCAUUUAUCACACGAAAGGGGUACAAGUAA